Papaver somniferum (opium poppy) is the source of this 2373-nucleotide messenger RNA. Its product is annotated as internalin-I-like. Gene Ontology annotation, molecular function: protein binding. The transcript is spliced from 6 exons. NCBI's taxonomy places the organism in Eukaryota, Viridiplantae, Streptophyta, Magnoliopsida, Ranunculales, Papaveraceae. The record is from RefSeq and is a predicted model, not a curated record. The coding region runs from base 123 to 1916 and encodes 597 amino acids.
UCUUCCCCAAAUAACAGAACUCCAAGAGAAACACAGAGAAGAAAAAAGCAAUUAAAUUUCUUAAUUAUCUGCUAAUUCUGUGUACAAAAAUUGAAGAUCAAGAUUAUCAAUUUUGAAAAAAAAUGGAAACCAAAAAUGAUUUGGUGUGGUUAUGUUUGGAAGCAGCAGCUGAAAGUAAAGAAAGCAUAGAAACAUGGAGAAGACAAAGAAGAACACUUGAAAGUAUGCCAAAUCAAUUAUCGCAAUCUCUUCUUCAUCGUCUUCUUCAACGAAAACUCCUCAAUCCUUCAUUACUUGAGGUUUUUCAGUAUAGUGUGGAGGAGAUUGAUUUAAAGAAUGAGAAUGUGGAUGCAGAAUGGAUGGCAUACAUUGGUGGAUUCGUGUCCCUCCGUGCUUUGAAUCUGGCCGAUUGCCGAGCUAUCAAUAGUUCUGCACUCUGGCCUAUUGCUGGGAUGGAGACCUUGAAGGAACUGGACUUGUCUAGGUGUGUAAAGGUUAAUGAUGCUGGGAUUAAACAUCUUUUAUCUGUGCCGAACUUAGAGAAAUUAUGUAUUUCGGAGACUGGUGUUACAGAAAAUGGGGUGGCAUUGCUGUCUUCUCUUGUGAAUUUGGCGAAGUUAGAUUUGGGUGGGCUCCCUGUCACUGACCGCGCAUUAUCUUCACUCCAGGUGUUGACUAAGCUGGAAUACUUGGAUAUCUGGGGGAGUAAAAUAUCUAACAAAGGAGCUGCUGUUCUGCAGAAGUUUCCGAAUUUGAGUUACUUGAAUCUUGCUUGGACGAAUGUCACUAUUUUUCCAAGUCUGCCAUCUAUAACAUGCUUGAACAUGAGUAACUGCACCAUCGAGUCAGUUUUGGAAGGUGAUUGUGGCGUUAAAACUCCUCUGAAAGAGCUUCUUAUCCAUGGGGCUACAGUCCUAUAUGUCCAUGAAGUAUUUUCAAAUAUUGAAACAAGUCAAUUAUCUUUCUUGGAUGUAUCCAAUUCCUCAGUUCACGAUUUUCGGUUUUUGGCUAGAAUGGAUGCACUUACCCAUUUAAAUGUCAGCUAUAGCAGAAUCGAAGAUGAGGCUAUGGAAUUGGUUGCUGAAGUUGGAGCAAAUUUGAGAACUCUAAAUCUCAGCAACACGAAAGUCAGCUCUGCUGGUAUAGGGGCUUUGGCUGGCCUGGUUCCAAAACUUGAAACUUUGUUAUUGUCUGGCACUAUGGUUAAUGAUGUCGCUCUCUCGUAUAUCAGCAUGAUGCCCGCAUUGAGGGUUAUUGACUUAAGCAGCACAAAUAUUAAAGGUUUCAUCCCCCAUGCUGGGGAAGAGCAAGACGAGGUAUUUUCACUUUCUGAGUUGGGAAGCCUGAAUCAUCUAGAAAAGUUGGAUUUGGAGGAAACCCACAUUAAAGAUGAGGCUCUCCAGCCUCUCUCUAAGUUACAGGGAUUGAAGACCUUGUGUUUGAAAAGUGAUUUCCUUACACAUAUGUCACUGCAUUCAAUCGCAUCUCUAGGAAACCUAAGAUUUCUUGGGAUUCGUGGUGCUGUAUUGACGAAUGACGGCCUCUGCAUGUUCAACCCACCUCCACUGCUUGAAACGUUGGAUUUGAGAGGGUGCUGGCUUUUAACCGAGGAUACCAUCUUGUUAUUCUGUGAAACUCAUCCUCAAAUCAUAUUGAAGCAUGAAUUUGCUCAAGUCUGCUCCGCAGUUGCAAAUAGCGGUGAUCACUCAUCUCCACAGCGAUCGACCUCUAAAACUUCCCCAUUGAAACCUAAGAAGAGCAAAUGGUCUCCAUCUCCCCCAUCAACAGUUCGAAAAGAGGGGUUUGUUGUAGAUCAAAGGCUGAAAUAUAGAAGAGAAGAACUGCUAGAGAUGCAGUAUUCACCACUUUCGCAAGCCUCUCCUAGUGUUGUACUUCCACAGAUGCUGAUGGAGUGACUCUAAACAUUCGUCUCAUCAAUGUAUUUCGUGUCUUCAAUCUACUGCCACCAGAACUUAUCUAUAUUCGUUGCCUGCUAACCGUAUUUCUAAACUGAAGGAGAUUUUGCAUGAUGAAGAAUGGUGCAUUCCUUGUUGUCUUCUGAGAUUACAGAACUCGGUCAAUAUUUCUAGUGUUGGGUUAUGGAUGCUAAAUGGCAGAUGAUCUUAAAAAUCCUUCCAAUCAUUCAGUUUGGUCAUGUACUAUAGAGAAUUAAAAUUUUCAACUGACAAGAUGGGCUAUGAGAGGCCAGUUUUCUUGGGUGUCAUUGAAAACCCUGAUACUAGUUAUUACAGAUUAGUUGACGUAUUUUUGCUUUUGCGAAAGCAAUUGAUAUUGGUAGAGGCCUAUUGACUAGUGCCGUGACUUUGUGUCUUUGACUAUUGAUAUUUGAUGAAUGUUUGAAAUUCAUGUUUU